Molecule: messenger RNA, 1224 nt
Organism: Thrips palmi
Lineage: Eukaryota; Metazoa; Arthropoda; Insecta; Thysanoptera; Thripidae
Gene: AlkB
Product: nucleic acid dioxygenase ALKBH1
Exons: 6
Coding region: 3-1202 (399 amino acids)
Biological process (GO): oxidative RNA demethylation
Cellular component (GO): nucleus; cytoplasm
Molecular function (GO): oxidative RNA demethylase activity; ferrous iron binding; broad specificity oxidative DNA demethylase activity
Source: RefSeq, a predicted model, not a curated record
CGAUGCUUCCCCCACCACCCUCCAGCCGUCCCGAUCCAAAACCUGUCUUCUGCUGCUGGCUAACAACAACAAAAGUUUAUGUAAACACAAGGCUCAAUUUAGAUAAAAUGGAGACGACCAACAAAUUUAAGACGGAUUUUAAAUACUACAAACAAAAGUGCCCUUUACCUGACUUUUCCAAAGUUUUGGACUUUUCGAAUAUAAAGGAGGAGACUGGGUUGAAGAGAUUACAUGCUGACAUAUCAGGAAAAUUUGUUGAACGUGAUAAUGAAGAGGCCUUUGUCGCUGGUUUAAUGAUACCUCCAUCAGAAUGGGUCAUGUACGAAGUGCUCGAUAAACCAGGGUUAUUGUUUAUAAAAAAUCCAUUCAAUGCCAUUGGACAACGAUAUUGGAUUUACCGAUGUCUUAGGGACUACACACGCCGUCCAAAUAGAUUAAACAUAGAUGCACACCACAUUUUAAACAAAAGUAACGAAUGGUGGGAUUCUUGUCAAGGAGACGAUGAGCACAGCAAAUCUCUGAAUAGAAAACUCAGAUGGGCUACCAUGGGCUACCAUCACAAUUGGGACACAAAAGUGUACAGUGAAGACAUGAAGGAUCAAUUUCCAACUGAUUUGGCUGAUUUAUCAAGAUAUGUAGGGAGGAUCAUUGGUUUCCAGGAUGAUUUCAGUGCUGAGGCUGCAAUAGUCAACUUUUAUCACUUCGAUUCAACUCUCUCUGGUCACACUGACCAUUCAGAAAUGAAUAUGACUGCUCCUCUAUUUUCUUUCAGGUACGAUGUGCACUUUGGCCAAACUGCUAUUUUCCUACUUGGUGGUCCUUCAUUAGAUGUUGCUCCAACAGCAAUGUACAUAAAGAGUGGUGAUAUAGUUAUAAUGUCAGGGCAUAGUCGAAAAUGUUACCAUGGAAUUCCCAAAAUAGUUCCUUCUAAGGAAGCACCAUGGAACAUGGAUAAUAUUUCUCCUUUGGCUGAUUGCAAUUUUCAUUCUAGAACAAGUGAGGAAAAUGAAGAGUUUUCUCCCAACCCUCCUUGCAAACGGUCAAGAGUGGAAAGCUCUGUCCAGUCUGAGAUUAUUCAAAAUCUUUCAUGUGAAAAGUUCUGGAAACCUUUCUGUAGGUACAUUGAGCACUCUAGAAUAAAUAUGAAUGUUAGACAGGUGUUGUUUAAAGGAGAUAAAGCAUUAGAUAAUAAAGGCACCUGACAGUUGAUAUAUUUCAAACCAA